This is a messenger RNA of Ctenocephalides felis (cat flea), 3233 nucleotides long. RefSeq names its product ras-related protein Rab-14-like. The record is from RefSeq and is a predicted model, not a curated record. Lineage: Eukaryota; Metazoa; Arthropoda; Insecta; Siphonaptera; Pulicidae. Bases 73 to 3186 code for a protein of 1037 amino acids. The transcript has 23 exons. Gene Ontology annotation, molecular function: GTP binding; iron-sulfur cluster binding; NADP binding. Gene Ontology annotation, biological process: Golgi to endosome transport; defense response to bacterium; 'de novo' pyrimidine nucleobase biosynthetic process. Gene Ontology annotation, cellular component: recycling endosome; cytosol; cytoplasm.
AUGCAUUUAUUCGAAUAUAUAAUAUAAUUUUAUGAUAAUUCUAGUUAAUGAAAACAUUUUAAUCAAUGUGCAAUGGCUACUGUUACCAUAAGUCGAGAUUUGCCUGAUAUAGAGAAUUUGUUGUCCUUGAAUCCUAAAGUUCACAAGGCAUGUUCGUUGGUUCCUUCUUACGUUACCAAAGUCAACAAACAUCAUUGGAAGCGCAACCAAGAUAAAUCUAGUCAGUCAGGACCUCCGCUAGAAAAUGAUUUUUCAGACAUCAAACAUACUACUUUAUCGGAACGAGCUGCGCUUAGAGAAGCUGCCAGAUGUUUGAAAUGUGCUGAUGCGCCUUGCCAGAAAUCUUGUCCGACACAACUCGAUAUUAAGAGUUUCAUUACUAGUAUCGGAAAUAAGAAUUACUAUGGGGCGGCGAGAGCAAUAUUUAGUGACAAUCCAUUGGGUCUCACCUGCGGCAUGGUUUGCCCUACAAGCGACUUAUGCGUGGGCGGAUGUAAUCUUCAAGCUUCUGAAGAAGGUCCGAUCAACAUUGGUGGAUUGCAGCAAUUUGCAACCGAGGUUUUUAAGAAGAUGGGAAUAAAGCAACGUCGUGAUCCAAAUCUAGCACCAUUAAAAUACCCAAAUAGGAAGGUGGUUUUAAUAGGCGGCGGACCUGCUUCUUUGUCCUGCGCUACAUUUCUAGCCAGACUUGGAUAUGAUGAUGUUACUAUAUAUGAAAAACGAGAUUACCUCGGAGGAUUGAGUUCUUCUGAAAUACCUCAGUUUCGUCUCCCAUAUGAUGUCGUAGAUUUUGAAAUUGAGCUAGUUCGCGAUUUGGGCGUAAAAUUUGUUACCGGUAGAGUGUUUUCUAAAAAAGACAUUACUUUGAAGAGCUUGCUAGAUUCCGAAGUGUCGUCAGUAUUUCUAGGUUUUGGCUUGCCUCAUCCUAGACCUGAUCCAAUAUUUUCAGGGCUCACUGAAGAAAUGGGUUUUUAUACUUCUAAGGAUUUUUUGCCUAAAGUUGCAAAAGGGAGCAAACCAGGACUUUGUGCUUGUGCUUUAGCAUCAUCCUCUUUACCUCGUUUAAAUGGAACAGUAAUUGUGCUUGGAGCUGGUGAUACUGCUUUCGAUUGCGCCACCUCUGCUUUACGAUGCGGAGCACGAAAAGUUUUUGUAGUAUUUCGAAAAGGCAGUACAAAUAUUCGAGCAGUUCCAGAAGAGGUUGAAUUAGCCCGAGAAGAGAAAUGUGAAUUCGUUCCUUUUAUGUCGCCUCAGAAAGUUGUUGUGAAGAAUAACAAGAUCACGGCCAUGGAAUUUUGCAGAACUGAGCAAGAUGAAAAUGGCCAAUGGAUUGAGGAUAAAGAACAAACUACGCGCCUCAAAGCUAAUUUUGUUAUAUCUGCCUUCGGAUCAGGUCUUUAUGAUCCUGAAGUUGUCGAAGCUUUGCAGCCUUUGGAAAUGCACCGAGGUUUACCACGGGUGGAUUCGCGUACUAUGCGUUCUACGCACCCUCAGGUAUUUUGCGGAGGCGAUCUUGCCGGCAGCGCCGAUACCACUGUUGAAUCUGUCAAUGAUGGUAAAACUGCCGCCUGGUACAUGCACUGUUCUAUGCAGGGUCUUCCAAUGGAUACUCCGCCAAAUUUGCCACUAUUCUUUAGCGAUGUAGAUUUAGUUGAUCUCUCGGUUGAAGUUUGUGGGAUAAAAUUCGAAAAUCCAUUUGGAUUAGCUUCAGCGCCUCCUACUACCAGUGGUCCUAUGAUACGUAGAAGUUUUGAGCAAGGCUGGGGUUUUGCUGUUACUAAAACUUUUGGUUUAGAUAAGGAUCAAGUUACAAAUGUGUCGCCCAGAAUUGUCAAAGGUACAACAUCCGGUCAUAUUUACGGUCCAGGCCAAAGUUCAUUCCUAAACAUAGAAUUGAUAUCUGAAAAAUGUUUAGAUUACUGGCUGCAGUGUCUGAAAGAACUCAAACGUGAUUUCCCCACUAAGGUAGUCAUUGCAAGUAUUAUGUGUUCAUAUAAUGAAGCAGACUGGACCGAAUUAGCGACAAAAGCAGCAGCCACUGGCGUUGAUGCUUUAGAAUUAAAUUUGUCUUGUCCUCAUGGUAUGGGAGAAAGCGGAAUGGGUUUAGCUUGUGGCCAGAAACCAGAAUUAGUGUACAAUAUAUCACGUUGGGUUCGCGCUGCUGUAAAAAUUCCAUUUUUUGUUAAACUUACUCCAAAUAUAACCGACAUCGUAGAAAUUGCUAGAGCAGCUUAUGAAGGUAAAGCGGAUGGUGUAUCAGCAAUUAACACCGUGUCAGGAUUAAUGGGCUUGCGAGGCGAUGGUACAGCAUGGCCUGGAGUUGGAGAAGCCAAAGGAACAACAUAUGGCGGUGUUUCAGGCAAUGCAACACGGCCAAUGGCUUUACGUGCAGUAUCAGCAGUUGCCAAAGCUUUACCAGGAUUUGCUAUUCUUGGCAUAGGAGGUGUAGACUCUGCAGAUGCGGCUCUGCAAUUUUUGCAUUGUGGAGCCAGCGUUGUUCAGGUUUGCAGCGCUGUUCAAAAUCAAGACUUUACGGUAAUAGAUGAUUAUUGCACGGGGCUUCGUGCAUUAUUAUACUUACGGGCAAAUCCGCCACCAGUUUUGGAUAGUGAUGCAGGACCAUGGGAUGGACAAUCACCUCCGAGAACAAAGGUGCAACGGGGUAAACCAAUUGCACCUCUUUGUGAUGAAAACGGAAAGCCUAUUCUACAUUUUGGUCCUUAUGCAAAGAAACGUGAAGAAAUAUUAGCAAAGCAAAGGCUUGAAAAUGGAGUGUGCACUCCGCCAAAGCAAGGUGGUAUCAAGAAAAUCUCAGAAGAUGAAUUUAUUCCACGUAAAGAGAAAUCAGUGAUGGCACCCAGCAUAGCUUCCAUGAUAGGAUUGGCCUUAGAACGCAUCGGCCCGUACAAGAAAUUGGACAACUCGCGGCAAGUCGUUGCUUUGAUUGAUGAUGAUUUGUGUAUCAAUUGCGGAAAAUGUUACAUGGCUUGUAAUGAUUCUGGAUACCAGGCUAUACAAUUUGGUGCUGAAGAUCACAGACCAGUCGUGACCGACGAUUGCACAGGAUGUACGUUAUGCCUAUCAGUUUGUCCAGUUAUAGAUUGCAUCAGUAUGGUUCCUAAAAAGAUACCACAUGUUAUUAAACGAGGAGACCCUAAAACGUUAAAUGUUCAUCCACUUUCUUAAUAAUUUAAGAAAUAAAUUGUUAUUUCUAUAUAACUAAUUGACCGAAA